AUGGAAGUGUGGAGCAGUUCGGGGACAGAAGAGAGUGAAAGAGAGAGCUUUGCAAGUCAGGAUGAGGAAGAGGAUGAGGUGGAGGAGAAAGAGUUGGAGAUCACAGAGGGACUGUGCAGAGAACUGAUGCAAGUGUUGUGUUCAGAGAGAGUUGGCCAGGUCACUAAGACAUACCAUGACAUUGAGGCUGUCACUCAUCUUUUAGAGGAAAAAGAGCGUGACCUGGAGCUGGCGGCCAGAAUAGGCCAGUCUUUACUCAAGCAGAACAAAGCUUUGACUGAACGGAAUGAGCUGUUGGACGAGCAGCUAGAGAUGGCAAAGGAAGAGAUUGCCCAGCUACGUCACGAGCUUUCCAUGAGAGAUGAUUUACUCCACCUGUACGCCAGCACGGAGGAGCUCGAAGGAGUCACAGAAACACGCUCAUCAAUGAAACGCAAUGAGUCAUCCACUUCCCUCAGUAACUACAUCAACUAUGAUUUCCUGCAUCAGAAACUGAAGGGUCUAGAGGAGGAGAACCUCAAGCUACGGACAGAGGCCCAUGAACUGACCUCAGAGACCACCAGCUAUGAGGAACAGGAACAGCAGCUAAUGAUGGUGUGUGUGGAGGAGCUCUCAUCGGUGAAUAAGCAGGUAGUGGAGCUGUCUGAAGAGUUGGCGCGCAGGGUGGAAGAUUCUGUCAGGCAACAGGAGGAGAUCAGCUCAUUGCUGAGCCAGAUAGUUGACCUGCAACAGCGCUGUAAAAUGCUGUCCACUGAGAAUGAGGAACUAACCCAACAUCUGAAUGCCUCACGGGACAGCCAAUCACAACUGAGAUCUGAGCUCAGGGAUAUGCAGGAGAGGUACUCUGAGUGUGAGGACAUGCUACGCGAGGCCAGAGAAGACAUUAAAAACCUGCGCAAUAAGAGUGUGCCCAACAGCACAGUUCAGCGCUACAGCAGCACCCUGGCAGCAGUCUUCCCCAUGGACUCCCUUGCAGCGGAGAUCGAAGGCACGAUGCGCAAGGGCCUGGAUAGUCCCGCCCCUUCUGAGUACAAGAACCACCCAUGGCGCGUCUUUGAGACAGUGAAGGCGGCUAAUCAGGCUCGGCUUCGUUCUCGGUGUCACUCGCCGCUGGUUCCUGGCUCUGUGCACUCCAGCCAUACCAGCACCCCACGAACCAGCUAUUACGGCUCUGACAGCACUGGCUUUAACCUGUAUGAUAAACCUUCCACCAGCCCUGCUCCUACUGAUGAGCCUAGUGGCACAGAGUCUAAGCGCUUGGGCCAGCCAGGAACGCCAGGUGGGCAGGAUCUAGAGGCAGCUUUGCGUUCUCUCUCUGCCCGUCAGGCGUGCCAUGACUCAGACCGCCCGUUCUUCGACGUGGAGCGCGAACGCAAGCUCCAAGCCUUGGCCAGCAGCGGCAGCGGCAGCGGCAGUGGCAGUGGCAGCGCAGGCGGUUCUGCCGGCUUCCUAACGCCGAAUGACAGCCUUGCCUCCACUGGAACCAAUUACUCUGGCAGUUCCCAUCAUUCCUCCAGCUCCUCUGGAUCCCGCUCCUUUCUGCCAGACCGUCUACAGAUUGUCAAACCACUGGAGGGCUCUGUGACCUUACACCACUGGCAGCAGUUGGCCAAGCCAAACCUGGGUGGUAUUCUGCAUCCACGGCCAGGCGUCCUCACCAAAGAUUUCAGAGAGCUCGACAUUGAUUUUCAGCAUGUCUAUAGCCUCAACGACCUCGAGGAGGACGAACCUGACCUGUCCAGACUUGCCAUUUCAGCACAUGGCACCAUGGUCACUCCAUCUGGUCCCAACCUACCCCAGACCCCACCCACACAUACAAUCACUACCUGUCGGAUCCUCCACCCAUCCCUCCUUGCCUCUUUCUCCACCAGCCUUGACCCUCACAGCCUGUCCACUCGUGGGAGCUGUGAGCAUGUGAGGACAUCAUUGGACCCCCAGCAUGGUUAUUCAUCCACUGACCACGUCCACACCACUGCUAAGCCUCCCUCUUCCCUGGGCCUCCUCCGUCUCCUCAAGGAGCAAGGAAUCUCUGCAUCAACUCAACCAAACACCCAACCCAACCUCAGGUCCACCUCCGUCAGUGCUCCCAUGGAGCAGAAGAACAGUGGAGGUGCAGGAGAAGAACUGCAAAGAAACAUUUUCAGCUUCAACUUGGUUGAGAAGCUACGGAGUCUUGGCCUAAACAGAGUGGUUGCCAGAGGGUUUGUAAAACCAGACAGGCAGAGGAAAGAUUCAGAAUCUCCAACAAAACUCUGAGAGUUGGACCUUUUCACAAGAAUCAUCCUUUCUUCAUGUCUUUUAUUUGGGAUCAGUUCUCCAAGUUCCAUAUUCAUGAGUGGCAGCCUUCUUCAAUCCACAGAGCCAUAUUGACUUUGCAUUGCUGUAGUUUCUGAAGCAGUGGAUGAGGCAAUGGCC
This is a messenger RNA of Chanos chanos (milkfish), 2415 nucleotides long. RefSeq names its product huntingtin associated protein 1 (gene hap1). The coding region runs from base 1 to 2256 and encodes 751 amino acids. Lineage: Eukaryota; Metazoa; Chordata; Actinopteri; Gonorynchiformes; Chanidae. Gene Ontology annotation, cellular component: dendrite; cytoplasmic vesicle; mitochondrion. The record is from RefSeq and is a predicted model, not a curated record. Gene Ontology annotation, molecular function: signaling receptor binding; myosin binding. The transcript has 14 exons. Gene Ontology annotation, biological process: neurotrophin TRK receptor signaling pathway; anterograde axonal transport of mitochondrion; neurogenesis.